Molecule: messenger RNA, 579 nt
Organism: Prorocentrum cordatum
Lineage: Eukaryota; Dinophyceae; Prorocentrales; Prorocentraceae
Source: the annotation of a GenBank genome assembly
AUGGGCCCCGCGAGCGGAGUCGGUUCCCCCGAGUGGGCAGCCCCGCCGCCGAAGCCGGCGGUCUGCAGGUGGUUCCUGAAGGGCGAGUGCUGGGAGGGCGACAGGUGCAAGCUGUCCCACACCGUCGAGGCUGCAUCUGGCCAAGACGACUCCAAGUACAUGGAGCUCCACGAGAAGAUCUUUAGCCGCCGCUCGGACGCGGGGGCCUCGCAGGCCCUGGACGAGGUGAUCCGGGUGUUGCAGGAGGCCGUCUUCUUCCGCGUCGACCGCGUCGCCCGCGGCGGCCCCCUCGAGAAGGGCACGGCCAUCUCGGGGCCCGCCGGCGUCCACGCCGAGGUCGUCUUCUUCUUGCCCGCGAUCCCGGCAAAGAGCCGAGAUCGCUGGAUGACGCCGCUCCUCCGCGCUGUGGGCGGCACGCUGGCGGAGAAGCUGGAAGGGAAGCACGGCAUCGAGGGCGUGCGCGCCACCGACGACAGCGUCCGCCUGCGCGUGGCGCCCCAGGGCGUCGGGGGCGCGCCGCCUCUGGUGGUGGACCUGCGCUUCUCGCCGGCCUUCGGCAGCCGCGCCGAGGCCGUCGAG